GCCGGCCGGCGGGCCAGGCUGAGGCAGCGCCGCGGCGGACAGCCCAGCAGACACUCGGCGCCGCCGCACCAUGCGGGUCGCGCUCCUCCUGCUCGCCCUUCUCAGGUGGGCGGCCUCGGUGUGCGGGGAAGAGUGUCCGGAGAAGGCGGCGUGCCAGCGGCUGCGGGGACACCGCGUCGUCUGCUCCGGAGGGCUGCACCAGUUCGCCACGACCGCCGCGCCUCGCGUGCGCUCGGUGCGGCUGUGCGACUGGCCGGAGGCGACGCUCGACCCCGCGGCGCUGGCCCGAGCCUUCCCGGGCGCCCAGCAGGUGGCGCUGCUCAGCGCCAACGUCUCCCGCCUCUCCGCGCCGUUCCCGCCCAUGGCCAAGCUGGAGACGCUGAACAUGACGGGUCUCGGCCUCCGCGAAUUACCCGAGGACGCCCUUGGGAACCUCACAUCUCUCCGCACGCUGGACUUGCGGAAUAACCACCUGGAGCGUCUGGAUCCCGAGCUGUUCGACGACCUGGAUGAGCUGAAGCAAGUCUACUUGUCAGGUAACAGGUGGGACUGCGCGACAGCCGACCUGACGUGGUUGCUGGGCGACGACGGAGCGAUCGUCAAGGACCGCGACGCCAUGCGCUGCGGAGACGCCAACUUCACGGAGCGGCCAGUCGUGCGAGUCAUGGAAUUCAUCAAGGCGAUGCAGGAGAAGUGCCCCAGCAACUGCACGUGCUGGAUGGGCUACGUGGCGCCCACCAAGGAGGGCUUCCUGCUGCCCAUCAUCACCGUCGACUGCAGCGGCCGCGGACUCACGCAGCUGCCCGAGGACGUCCCGGAGAACACCACCACACUCAUCCUCACAGGCAACAAGAUCCGCGACGUGUCGCGGCUGUCGCGCGGCCUGGGCCACUACCCGCGCGUGCUGGACGUGCAGCUGGACGACAACGAGGUGUCCUCGCUGGACGAGCUGGAGGGCUCCCGCUGGCUGUCCACGUUCCGCGCGCUCAGCGUGCGCGGCAACCGCCUCUCGCAGCUGCCCGCCUACGCCUUCGACGACGCGCUCGAGCACAACGGCAACGCUCUGCGACUCGCCCUGGGCCACAACCCCUGGCUCUGCGACUGCCACGUGACGCCUCCCUUCCAGGUGCUACUGCUAAAGUAUUCGAAGCUGGUCACAGAUCUGGAUGACAUUCGAUGCCAGAACAUCGAUGGCGACGAAAAUGCCAAUGUCAAGGUGAAGGACGUGUCGCGCAACUCGGUGUGCCGCGUGCCGGAGGAGCAGCUGGUGCAGCCUCUGGACGUGCUCAACGGCGUGCUGGCGGCGCUGAUCGCUCUCUCGCUCGCCAAGCUCGCCUACGACUACUGGGCCUUCAAGCGCACCGGCAAGCUGCCCUGGCUCGUCGGCAAGAUGCCCUGAGCCGCGGCACCAGCCGGCCACGCAUCCAUCCGCUCCCCGCCUGCCGGCGCUCACGGCCACGUCCACAGUAUUUCAACAAGUAACGCAGCCUUACGGGCAGAUGACCGAAUUAGAAAUGUUGCUCUAAGCGCCCCCGAUUACGCGGCUCACGUAACUAAGCACGACGUCGCAGUUUCUUUAAGAGAUGUAACAUUUGUCGAGGAUUUGCAGAAACACACCCUUUAAUUUCCUUCUACGAUUCAGGUAUAGUGUGAAGGUUGUUCAUUUGAACUGUGAUCCGAGCAAGUCAGGUGUGGUGGGCUGUUUCAGCUCUAAGACUGUCCUGCUGAAACCACAUGCUUUUGUUCAUGUUUAGCGUUGAAAAAUUGUUGCACCAUCUGUAUGUAGCGCUCAGUGUUCAUUAUGCCACGAAAUUAUGUGACACUGCGCAUAAAACACACACUUUUUGUGUAUCCAGAGACUAUGAUAUGGAUUUUGCGUGGCCCAUAUGAGUGUGUACGUGCAUUCACAUGUACACCAAGAUGGAAUCUUGCCUCGUCAAACCAAAACAAACUAUCGAAUUCUUAUUCAUAUGCCGUUGUAUAUGACACUGAUGGGAAGGUAUAUGUUUUGCAUUGUCUCCAGAGGACAACUCUUGCGCAUCACGAAUUUUGUGCGGGAGCAAUACAGUUGGGCAAUACAGUGUGGAUGUAACCUCCAGAGAGACCAGAUGUCCCCAACAGGCAUCACACAGACUUCACGGGACCCAAAGAAUAUGCAGCUCCUUUUGGCUGCAUUUGCCACAUUUCCUGUCUUCUGUCGUACAGGAACUUGAUGGUAGAUUAAUUUGGUGCAUUCUUACAAAACCUCUUUGUGAAGACUUCGGAGUGGCGACAUUUAUUGUGCUGAGUGACACUGAAUAUUCUCUUUGGUAAUGUGUAGCCCAUUUCUUUCUCAGUUAAACGAAAAUCAGCGUCUGCAACGAGAAAGAAACAUUGUUCCAUAAGACUGCGUUACUUUUUGAACACCCUGUAUUUGAUGAGGACUACAUUUCGUCGAUCAUUAAUAAUUUAACUAUCAGAAUCGUUGUAAAAGGACAACAAAGUUUCCAGUAUUAAAUACGCUACAAUGGACGUGGCAACAGGACAAAAUGUUUCAGCCAACAAAUCUCGUACACCAUGGGAACAGCAUCUCUCUUAGCUUUAGAUUCAGACCUGUAAGCAGCUGUGUUCAUCUUCAGUUUAUCUGAUAUUGUGGCCUAGUUGUACUCCGUGUUCCUAUUUGAAUUUGUGUUUGUGUAAUUAAUUUUCUAUUGCUUGUCUGUUAUUUUUACUGCUGAAUCCCAGAUUGGCAAAGCGGUCCGUAUUGAAGGAAAUGUGUCUCAAGUACUCUGCAGGUAGUUGGCCACAUAGUAACUGUUGAAAGCUGCAGUAUUCGAUGAAAAGUCUUCGUGCUGUUUUGUUUAGAUCAUAAAGGAUACAUUUCCGCGAAUUUACCGGUAUCCGUACACUUUUUAAAGCAUUAUUGCUAUGUAUCGUACAUACAACAUAUACUUUGAACUAGUCUGUUUCAGCCACCUACACAACUAUUCGUAUCAUAUUCGUUUUCCCGAACAUACCCGAAACAUCCAAAGCAUCAGUAGCGGAUAUUGCUCCACUUAAAUCCACCUACACUCAGAAAUUAAUGAAAUUUGUUAAUGGUUGAAAAUCUUAAAGAGAGUGAGACCUGAAAUUUUGUCAGAAUCGAAACGAUGAGUUACCAACAAUACAGACGUCCACAUAAUCAAGAGGUACUGUAGAUAACAUUCCAACAAUUCAUGAGUAGCAGUUGCUGCACUUUCAGACUGUAGAAAGUUUAAUUGCGUGCUGGGCAAUAAAAAAAACCGAAGAUCAAUCAACAGGACUUUCUUACAUAAAACCGCUGAUCAAAUAAGCGUGUGAACCACAGCAAACAUUUACAUUGUGGAACUCUUUCACGUCUCGAACAAGCAAAGACCUUCCUUCUGGAAAUGGGAAAAGUUGUCCUCCCACCUAUUUCUCAAAAUCAGAAGCGGUGUUUAUUUGUGGGGCCGUUCCAGUAAUUGGUUCCUAAUAAUAUUACCGUUUGUCAGUAAUUUACACAGCUACUUCCGAACAGAUUAUCUGACUUUUUUAAAUGACAUCGGAAAUUACUUCGUGCCAAUAAUUUUGGCUUCCGGUGAAUGUCCAGUUAUGAUAACAGAAUCGCUCGCAUGCAUCAAAGGUCGGUUUUAACUGAACUUACGUCACUUAUAUUUCUUUUACGGCAGUGAACUUGCGCAGUGAGAGUAAUCAGAGCUCAAAGAGGUUGAACGCGCCUUACGCCACAAAGAAAUGUCCCUAGUCUCUCACUUUCUCUCCGCCUCUCUUUACUUCUUUGUGUUUUUCUCUCUGCACUCUCUUCCUCCCUCCCCCCUUUUAUCAAGCGAUCACGUGCCCUGAUACCACUCGCAACAUCAACAAGCAACCAUCCUCUGUGUGUACUCGAUUCUUCCUUCACCCAGUCUUCUGAAACACUCAGCUAUGUUGGAGCGUUUUCAACUAACGUCGUUAGUGCAAUUGAUCCACGGUGGGAGUAAUUUCCCGUGGUCCCCCCGCCCCCCCCCCCCCCCCUUAAGGCUCUGGUCACUGCCAUUUCAGACGUCCUUCCUACUUCUCCAGCGUGUUGGAGCUAUCUGUUUCUCACAAUGUUUAUGAUGUGAUGAGCACACAUCGUAUCACAUACUUUUCUGUUAACCAACUACCUGCACACUCAUCCAUCUUUAACAGCUCUGAGAAUCAGCUUCAUGGUCCUUUUCCGACGCUAUUAACUUCUUUUCUCUCAUACUUCCUAUGUAUCCACAUGUAUUGUCUGUAAAGUACAAUUGAACGAAUAGUGGUCGUGCUCAUCUUAAUCUUUGUUCGAUCUGAUAGCCCUGUUAAACUCAGUGCAGCUCAUGAAACUGUGUUCAUUAUGAACACUUACGGCUGAUAUUCUAGAUCCUCUAUAUAUUUUUAAUUACAUUUCUUCAUUAUUUGUUUCAUACUGCCAUCAUAAUAUUCCGUACUUAUGAUGAAAACUAUCAGAAGUGUUAUUAUUCAAGUAUAUAGAUUACUAACUCUUGCUGAAAAGUAUCACCCUUCGAUCUUAGAAUUUCUGUAACGAACUUCAGCUGCAAUGCGCAAUGACACCUAUUCGAAACCAGGAUGUCUUCUUCCAACUCCGCUCAAAAUUUCUCCAAAUAUACGUGCUAGCUGAGAGAUAGCACUAGUAGGGAAUAUUUUGCCUUCUUUUUGGGCAUGCACUUGUAAAAUGACAAGUGGUCUUUGAUAACAGCGAGCACUAUAACCUGAAUUACGAAACAUUAAAUCAGUUUGUACGAUUCCACAAAAUAAAUUUCUUUUUUCAGUUGACAGCACAUACACAUAUGGUAUUUUCCUAAACAUAAUAACAAAUAUACAGAAGGAAUGGUCAAUAUUCAGGGAUAUGACAGGAAUGAUCAUUCGAAACAAAAAGUCCAGUAAACAUGGACUCUAAAGCGGGUGCUUUAGGAGCUAUGAGCAAUUCUUGAUCUUCGAUACUGUAAAACAAAUCUCUUCUACUUCAAGCUCUUUGAUUUACAUAUUUUGGGAAAUGGUAGCAUCGACGAAAACAAGAAAAGAAAUGUCCAUUAAAUAUGUGCUCUACAAUGUAUGUCUUCAAAGUUAUGAACACAUGUUCAUUAGUGGAGGAAAUAUUUCUUAAUAAUGAAUCUGAAUAAGCUGCCUCUCUCUUACAGAACUCACAAAGAAACGAAUGUUUACCAACGUUGUGGGAGGAGUUUUCAAAUUGCUGUUACUAAUAUAAGUCAUAUACUGCGUUUUUUUUUUAAAUAAAGAGGCCAUUUUCAAGGUCUGCCUUUCCCAGGCAGAGAAAUACCUGCCUUUCAACAUAUUCAUGCUUGUUUUCUGUCCCAAUCUUUGCCCUCCCCCCCACCCCCCCGCCAAUUUUAUGUUGCGUUUUACACUACACUCCAGUAUCAUAGAAGCUAUUCAUUCCCCCUGGCGUCUUAAAGACGUCCUGUUGGCUUGUCCCUUCUUCUAGUUAAUGCUUCAACGUCUUCAUCUUCUCGCUGAUUCUGCGGAUAACCUCCUCGUUUCGUGCGUUAAUAAAUCGCUUAAUUCUGAGAGCUAUUCUGCAACACCACAUCUCAAAUGCCUCUCGUCUCUUCUUUCCCGUUUAUCCAAUAGGCUGCAUUUCACUUCCAAACAAUGCUAUAUAUUCUCUAUUGCUCUGUUAUUUCUUUCUCGAGUUGGGUCCUGUGUUUAAGAACAGCAUAAAUAUUUUGGCGAGGAGUUUUACAAAACAAUCACAAUUUGGGCAGACUGCCUGAAACAACGGUUUAUAAUUACAAAAACGUGAGAUUGCACCUCUUAAAUAGAAAAACACGCACAGAGUUUAAGAAUUAAACUACGAUUUAAAGACAGAAAAGCUAAAUACAUAGCUUGUUGGUCUGCUGGUGGUUAACAGGCGAAAGCUGGAGCCUAACAGAAUCUUGAAGUCUCCAAGAAGAGAAUCACAAGGCGUUGUGAAUGUUAUCAAGAGUCUUCCUACCAAAAUUCGGGGUUUUGAAUACUUUCAUCCACCUCAGAUAACUUCAGUAUUGUGACAGCAUGACAGGUGCGUGGAGCUAAUACAACGCUGAAAAGAGUAGCCAAAUAUUCAUUCACCCCUGGGUACAUAUUUUUAGAUCUGUGUGCCGUUUCCUAACGGCUUUCAUGCUCGUCGUAUUCCAUAACAAGGAGUCGUAACUGCUGCAUGUCAAAUCCAACACAAUAGUUAUCAAGUGCAUGUGGUAUCUCUAGGUUUUCUUUUUCAGUUGUGAAAAAUGAAAAUGUUUUUUCAUCAUUUUCGAAAAUGUUAAUCUCGUUGAGAGGAAAUACUUCUUAAUAAUGAAUCCGAAUAAGCUGCCUCUUUCUUGCAGUACUCACAAAAAAAUGAAUGUUUGCCAACGUUGUGGGAGGAGUUUUCAAAUCGCUAUUACUAACAUAAAUCAUAUACUGCGAAUUUUUCUUUGUUUUGUAAAUAAAGAGGCCAUUUUCAAGGACUACCUUUCGCAAGCAGAGAAAUACCUGCCUUUCGACGUAUUCAUGCUUGUUUUUCCACAUGUUUGACAUCUGUGACUGUUUCGUCUCAUGCACGCAUUUUUUGGAGGGAACAACAAUAUACAUAUACAGCGUUGGUUGCCAGAACUUGUUUUUAGUCUUUUAUAAUUAUGAAACUAAAGUGACCUGAAGAAUUUACAGUCUGCAAUAGAUAUUGCAACGAACUGGUGGAGUCGCGUUCAGGAAACAUUAUUUACGUAUAAGACACUCCCUUAACAAAUACAGUGAAUAAAAUUACAGUAUUAACAACAUUUUUGUGCAUAGUGAAAGAAACAGUGUGAGUUUUGAUCCAAAAAGUAUUACAUGAAGUUACCACAUAAAUUACAUAUAAUUAGUUUGUGACUUAAUAUAACAGUAUUGUCUUUAUUUUUAAUUUUUGUUUUAGAAACUAUUGUUGUAAGACUGAAUAUUUCAAACUAAUUUCAUGACAAGCAUGCAAACGUGCUUGGUGAGUUUCAUUACGUUUCUAUUGUUUAUCAGAAAACUGUGUAUAUAUGUACUAAACAGUCAGUUUUGCGUUACCAUGGACACAUACGUCAAUGCUGGUCAUUUUGAUACGUAUUGUGACAUCUCAAAAAAUGUGCAAUAGUACGUAUUUUUCCUAUAUUGAGAGGCUAUGUAUAGAUAUAGUGUUAUAUUUUUUUAUUUAUUUGUCCGAGA
This is a messenger RNA of Schistocerca americana (American grasshopper), 7179 nucleotides long. RefSeq names its product protein singed wings 2 (gene swi2). The record is from RefSeq and is a predicted model, not a curated record. Gene Ontology annotation, molecular function: protein binding. Gene Ontology annotation, cellular component: plasma membrane. Lineage: Eukaryota; Metazoa; Arthropoda; Insecta; Orthoptera; Acrididae. The transcript is spliced from 9 exons. The coding region runs from base 71 to 1399 and encodes 442 amino acids.